UUACACUCUGCCAUUCGUUCUGACAAUUUCUCAACCGUUCUAGCCGCCGAUGGGUCCCUGGACAACCCCUCCCGACAUAUCAGUAUAUACUCUGUAAUCAGCUAAUAGCCAAACACGGUAAUUCCCAAUACGGCAGUCAACACCCCGGCCGAACCGCAACAUUCCGCGAUAAGUGACGCCUUCACGCGCUUAUCCACCAACCGCAGCAAAACGCUACUUAGGAUUCACGCUCAUCUAAGACUAACUAGGCAGUCAGAAGUAGCCUUGGUCUAUCAGUUUCUGUGAUUGCCUAUCUGUUGCUUUCACAUCCAACUCACUUCAUUACACUCCUUAUCGCCACACAUGGGUAACGCGCCGGGAAGAGAGGAACGCGGGCCUCAGACGCUGCCGCGCGAGCGCUCGCAAUUCGGUGACAAGCUCACGGCGCACUUGAAGCGCAAGAAAAAGGAAGAGGAGCGCGAGAAGCUCCUCGAAACGAGAUACACAAACUUGGUUGUGCGGUACCAGGAGACGGUGGACGGUGGGUACUUGGCACCGUACGGAACCUACAAGGCGUUCCCAGACUACGACACGCUGGUGGUGAAGCUGUUGAUUACGGAACGGAAACUUGCGCCAUUCUACUCGCCACUCGAUGACUUUGACGAGACGUGGACGCAGGAAGAGUUGCUUGUAGUGCUAAUGAACAACUUGCGGUUGUUCCUGCCGAACCGAACGGCUGAGGAUGAGGAAAUUGACGACGCGGACGACCACAAACUCCACAAGUCGCAGACGUUGAUGAAGCGCCUUGAGCAGAAGCAGAAACUCAAGGCAUUGAUCGAGCGCACCAUUAAGCAGCAGAAGAAGGAGCAAUUGCGCUACAACCACGACAGGCAGCAGGCGUUUGUGUCGGAGAACGGCAGCACACGGUACCCCUCUAUCCCAUCCAACGACUUGCUCCUUGCCCUCUAUGGCAAUGCCAUCGAGUGCCCCAUCUGCUUCGUGUACUAUCCGCCCCACAUGAACUACAGCCGCUGCUGUGAGCAGCCGAUCUGUACCGAAUGCUUCGUGCACAUCCGCCGCAACGAGCCACAUCCACCGCACGACGUCCCCGAGGAGGAAGCCACCGACCCCGAGUCACUCAUUUCGCUGCCGGCAAACUGUCCAUUCUGCGCCAUGCCGGACUUCGGGGUCACCUACACCCCGCCGCUUCUCAUCUGCACGGGUAUCCAGGGCUCGUGUGCGCCCGCGGAAUUUAGCAUUUACACUCGCAACGACCUUGUGAUUGAGGAGGAGGAGGGUAGCUCCAAGCCCAAGACGCGUGCACGUGCCAUCUCCGCGGCAAUCUCACUUUCACAUUCCGGCAUGGGGUCGCCGCGCAACAGUGUGGAGGCUGGUCUCGCGCGCAGCAGUGUGGAUGCUGGUCUCGUGCGCCGGCUGAACGACGGGUCCGCCGCCUCCUCCAACACCAAUUUAGAAGCACCUAAGCGCCGUGGCUCGCUCGCGGCGUCGGCGCCAGGCGUCAUCACCACCGACGCGAUCCAGCCGGACUGGGAGACAAAGUUGAUGUCUGCGCGUGCGCGCAUCGCGCGCAGAAGCGCCGCCGCGACCGCGAUCCACGCGUCAUCGCUCAUCAUCCAGGGCGACGAAACAAGCGACAUCGACCGCCGGAGGCUCUUCCGUCGCACGGGAUCCGCCCAGGAGCAACUCGCUAUUGAAGAGCGCAUGAUUCAACAGGCCAUGAAGUUGAGCUUGCUCGAGGAGGAGCAAAGGCAGCACACGGAGCGCGCCAGACGGGGCGAGUAGAUUUCACCAUGCAUUAUGCUGGCUUUUGUACAAAUGUUUAAGUUGCUUUAAUAAAGAGUUUUGCUAGAAAUUCGGCCAAACAGCGAGAGUAAAUAUACGGUUAGUACUACUUGGGGAUAUUAACAAGCUUGAACCCGCAUGUCCAUAUUUGCUGAUCGGACAUAAACCUCGUGCCGAUGUUAUGUUCGGAUCUGGUACGGUCCGGAUAUAUUUAAUUUAGCUCUUUAAUCAGGCGUAGCCUUCUUUUUAAAAAAAAAUUGGUGUUUCUGUGUUCCGUUGGUUGUUUUCCUUGUAGAACCCUGGGUUCAAG
Babjeviella inositovora NRRL Y-12698 is the source of this 2092-nucleotide messenger RNA. RefSeq names its product Sip5p (gene SIP5). The coding region runs from base 343 to 1782 and encodes 479 amino acids. The record is from RefSeq and is a predicted model, not a curated record. The transcript has a single exon. Gene Ontology annotation, cellular component: cytoplasm. Lineage: Eukaryota; Fungi; Ascomycota; Pichiomycetes; Serinales.